CCACCGUGCACCAUAGCAGAUUGAUAUCGAAAAUUGGGAAACUCCCUUCGAGGUUGUCAAUUUCGCAGCCAUGAGAUGUUGGAAGGUGGUUGACUACAAUUGAGUUGCGGGUGCCAUAUAAAUAUCAAUUGUGCUACAACUGGGUUAGUGUAGUUCGGUGUCGCAUUUGCAGAUAGACAGCUGGUCACCAUGGUGUCGGCCAAAGUGAUUUUUCUGUUCGUUGUGGUGAUUUGUGUCGUGCUGGUGGCUGAAGCCCGACCAAAUGGCAAAGAGGAGGAAUGGAAGCAUGGCGGUGGCAAGGAGCACCAUUCUGAGGAACAUUCGUCCCAUGGGGAAAAGGGCGAUAAAGGUCACAAGCACGAGGAGGAACACGAGGAGGGCAAGAAAGGACACCACGACAAGGAAGGUCACAAGAAGGAGUACCACGAUGAGGGUGGCCAUAAGAAAAAGCAUCACGAUGAGGGGGGCUACCACAAGGAAAACAAGAAAGGAGAAAAAGGUGAAAAGGGCCACAAGUUCGAAGAAAGUGGAAGUUUCAAGAAGGGACAUUCAACGAAAGGGCAUCACGAGAUUCACAAACUAGACGAGUUCAAAAAAGAAAAAAAGUUCUUUGAUGAAGAUCACGACGAGGCAUUUGAUGAGAAGUAUGGAGAUUUUAAGGAGGAACAUGGCUACAAGAAGGGUGGUCACGAAAAGAAAGGCCACAAGAAAGCAGGACACCAUGAAGAUCAUUACGGGAAAAAGGGUAAGAAGAAGAAGGGAUCUCACCAUCACGAUCACGUGGGACACAAGGACGAACAUGGUCACGACGAACACUGGAAUCAUAAAGAACACUUUGGCAAAAAAGGAGGAAAAGACCACCAUAAAAAGUGGGGACAUAAGAAGGGCCAUCACUAAUCAAUCUUAAAAUACAAUAAUUUGAACUAAUAAAUACAAAUCAAUUCGA
Molecule: messenger RNA, 946 nt
Organism: Aedes albopictus (Asian tiger mosquito)
Lineage: Eukaryota; Metazoa; Arthropoda; Insecta; Diptera; Culicidae
Product: histidine-rich glycoprotein-like
Exons: 1
Coding region: 190-897 (235 amino acids)
Source: RefSeq, a predicted model, not a curated record